CACAGAGAAAGGUGGAGGCAUCUCUCACCGCCACACACUCCUGACUGUCACACACACUUUAACACACACUCAGCUACCGGAUCGGGACGCAGCUGAACGUACCAGGACUAUGGACCUGACACUGCGAGAUGCUAUGGGUGGGGGUGGAGCUGGGGUCCCAGGCGGGGCCCCUGCCGAUGCCUUGCUAAAGAGAGACUUCAUGGCCUCACUGGAGAAAGAGAGCUAUGAUGACAAAGUGGAAGAGACAGUCUCCAAGAGUGACUACCGACCUUUACUGGAUGGAAAGGACACCAAGAGCGGUCCGGGGAUGAUGUCAUCAAUGAUGUCAUCAGGCGGAUACCAAGACCCACCUGGGCAGCCUCCCUUCAGCACUGGAGGCCUGUCUGGCUUCUCUCAAUCUGGGAUGGGAGGGAUGAUGGGGUCCAGCCUGCCACCGUUCCAGACCAGCAUGAGCUCCACUUAUGGCAUGCCUGGGAUCGGUUCAGCUAUGGACAGCCAGAAAGGUUCCGGCCUGUUCGGAGUGGAAAGCAAAACCACCAGUAACACCAGUGGAAGCAGUCCGUUUAAGACCAGUGAUCCAUUUUCUUCUGGCGGUCCAGGAAUCCAAACUAUGGAUUUUUCUGCAGCUCCUGUCACAUCUCCUGGCGGCUUGAUAGAGGAUGACAUCAGUGCCACGUCCUCCAACUCCGAGGAAAGCCCAGAGAGAGCAGGGCUGGGGGACGAGGAUGGCAAGCAGCAGCAGAGACGGCGCAAGAAGAGGAGGAAGGGCCGGGACGAGGUCUACGACUUCCUGGACAGCCAGGAGAAGAACAUCGGCCAAUCAGACAAGCAUGGGAUUCAGGAUAAGGACGGAAAUGAGGCAGAGGAUAAUGAAGAUGAGGAGGAGAACUGGGAGUGGGAGAUCAGAGAGAGUGGAGGAGGGGGCAGGGUAAAAGGCAAGAAGAAUAAGAGUAGGGCAAGACUUCCAGAGGAGUGGGGGGCGCCCCAGCAGCACGUCUCCCCCACACCGGCGACGAUCGCUCCCACCUGGGAUACAGCCGCUCACUCUGGUGCAUCUGACUUCAAACCUCCAAACUUGAACUCCAGCCCUGCUCUGCCCUCAGCCUGUGUUCAAAUACCCACAAAUUUCACAAACCAAUCCCAUGCUAGCCUUCUAACAGAUUCAUCACCACGCUCGUACGAGCCCAUGUGUUUAGACGAUUUCUCUAUGUCUGCAAAAGAUGUGAAAAAGGCAAAUGAACAGAAAGUGUCCACUGGCAAAACUGAAGCUAAUAUUAGCACAGCAACUAGUGCAAUAAGUACCAAGAACAGUUUGGCUGGGGAUGCUAGCCGUAGUCUAGCUUUAAUGACAGGGGAGAACCUGAGCCCAGUUUCGCAGACCUUCUCUUUCCUCGAUUCAGUCCUCCAGACCCCUCAAGCCUCAACACCUGAAUCACAAACUACCACCCCCAUCACCAACACUCCCGCCCCUGCCUCGGACCCCCUGACAAAGUCUGCCCCAAAAGUCACUUCUGUCCCUGCCUCAGUAGCUUUCUCCUCUUCCAACAGCCUCACAGUCCUUACUCCAGCACCCACUGUCCCAGCUGGAGUCGCAUCGUCGCUCAACGUUGACGCCAAACCUUUUGUCCCAGGUGCCCCCUCUGCCACAACCCUUACUUCAGCUCUACCCGCGUCCGGCCCUCCUACUUCAUCACCAGACACUCUCCCCACAAGCGUAGCCUCACGUCCUUGCUCGGCCUCACUCCCUCCCCCCUUCACCCCCGCAGCCCCUCCCUUUCUCCCUGCACACUCAGAGCACGAGGAGUCCUCAUCGCCACAGCUCCCCCCACUGGAAGUGAAAUCUGACAACAAGGACAAGCAGCCGAAGAUGGACAUCAUGUCUACGAAGACAGAGAAGACUGAAGCUUUCGACAAGAAAGAGAAAGAGGAGCAGCAAAAGAAAGACAAUGUGCCGGACAAGAACCAGAAGUCAGAGAAGAUUCUCAAAGACGAGGAAAAAGCAGAGAAGAUGAAUGUGGAGAAGAACAAGGCUAACGAGAAGGCAGAGAAGGUGGACAAGCCAGAGAAAACCAAUAAAGACGGGAAGAAGGAAGAGGAAAAGAAGCUAGCUGAGAAGAAGGAGGAGAAGGGAGGGAAGGGCACAGCUAAGUCCCCAAAUAGCAACGGCAGCAAGACCCUGCCAAGCUCAGACAGCAAGAGCAAGCCUGACAUUGGUGCAACCAAACCAAAUGCCACCAAACCCCGUCCAUCCACCCUCUCCACCAAUGGCGAGGCCACCUCGACCAAACACCCGUCCCACACCCCAGCUUCAGUUAAUAAAAAAAGCCCUGUAACCAAGGCGACCACACCUAAUGCUGCCAAGCGGCCGCCUACUUCUGCCAAGACUCCGGACAAUGGUACUGCUGAGAAACGCCCACCUGUUCCAAAGGCCACGACCACCCCACGUGCAGCUGCCAAUAAGAAUGGCUCCUCUGCGACCCCUGCAAGCAAAGCUGCUGUCAACAAGAAUGAAAAGGCUGAGAGCAAGACGGGAGAGGCCAAGAAACCCAAGACUACAGCCCGUCCUCGCCCUGCCUCCAACACCACUCCUGCUACUCCGGCUGCCUCCAUCAACGGUGACAACGCCUCGCACCGCCGCCGGGUCCUCACCAAACCCCCUGUGCCCAAGCAGGUCCCAAUGGAGAAGAAGCCGCCAGUGCCCCGUGCUAAUCGAACCCCUCGGCCUCUCAAUGCACCGGACCUGAAGAACGUCCGCUCCAAGAUUGGAUCCAUCGACAACAUCAAGUACCAGCCCGGUGGAGGAAGGGUCUCCUCCACCCAGAACAACAAGACAUCAGACCCCUGCACCCCUGUUGCCAAGGCCAGAGUUCAGAUAGUGCACAAAAAGUUGGACUUCAGCCAUGUCACGUCUCGCUGUGGCUCCAAGGACAAUAUCAAACAUGUCCCUGGAGGUGGCAAUGUACAGAUCCUGAGUAAGAAGGUUGAUGUGAGCAAGGUGACCUCCAAAUUAGGCUCUAAGGACAACAUCAAAUACAAGCCAGGUGGUGGUGAUGUGAAGAUUGAGGCCCAUAAGCCAAACAUUAAGGCUAAGUCUAAGAUUGGAUCUCUGGAUAACGUUGGGCCCGGCAAUGGACAGACUAACGGACACAAGGAGGAGAAAGCAGAGGAGAAGACAUCUUCCCCCCCAAGUGGCGCUCCAGCAACAGGACCAGCGGGCGUUGCCAAGGUAACAGCACCUGGAGGUGUUGCCAAGGAGAAUGGGGCGAAGGAGCCAACACCUUCUCCUUUUGGGGGAGAUGGACUGAGGGAGCCCCUUGCCAUGGACAAGCGUAUCACUGAGACAAAUUGAGUCCCAGUGACCUGUAGAGUUUGGUGGGACACGCAUGGCCCUCGCUGACCUGCCAAUCAACAGACCAACCAACCUACCACAGCGCAGUCACUUCCCUGUCGCCCCGCCCUUCAUCUCGUCCACCACAGCACCAAACUGAACGAUCGCUUCUCAGUGUUUUUCUGGGGUCUGCUUGCCAGCCUCCCGCUACCAACCCUGACCACUGACCUCUUGACAUCCUCGGGGUGACCUUUGGCCUCACCUGUAACAGAGUACAGCAUUUGCUGUUUGUCUGUGUUUUUGCGUGUGGGAUUCCACCAGCUUCUCCACUCAUAAAACUCCCUGUAAGCACUUAGAUGACCUCAACCCCUAAAGCCCCCCCCCCCCCAACGCAAUAAAACCACUUUCAUAGCCAAUGCUGUAUUAACUUUAUUGAGUAUAGCCAGGUUUUUCAUAGGAUAUUUCCAUUUAUGAGUCUAAUUCUUGUUUAAACACUUGUACUGGUGGCCCAAACACCCUCACAACAGAGUAUUGAGGCUUCACUCUGCUCCAGCUUUCACAAUUCAAAACCACUUUUAUCUUUCAAUGUCCCCAGUCCUCAUCCAUUUAGCCCUAGAUCACACUAACCAGCUGAGGGCUUGCUAGCAGCCAGCAACAGGACAAAGACUGUCAAGUCUGCUUUAAAUCAACACAUUCCAGCCUCCCAGGCAGCCAGCAAUUAUUUCCAAAUCUAUAUUAUCUACAGCUCUGCACGAUGUCUGAUUAUUGAUCAUUCAGAUUUUCUCUGACAUUACUUCUCUUGGUAUCAUUGCACCAGUCUAUCUCUUAAGAGUUUAGUAUAAGAGUAGAUUAAAGUAGAUACGGAAAUUGAUAUGAAGAAGGUCGGUGCAGAAGGUUUUAGGACGUCAGAUAAUUCAUGUUGUGUUUCAAAAAAAGCAUUCAUUGGCAGUACGAGGCACUUUAAAAGCUACAAUAAGGUGAAUGAGUUUGUGAUAGUCAUCAAGGAAGGUGGGCGUAAAGUUAUAUGGGGAUCUCCUGUGCUUCUGGGUAGCCUUGGCUUGAAGGGGAUUUGGCACUACACACAGUUAUUUGAUACUGGAGCCAAAUAUUUUUCUAAGUUAAGAUAAGUUUGACCUUGAAGGAGUGAACCCUGAUUCAAGCUGAGGGAGUAAUACUGAACAAGAGCAGCUAACAGUUGGUUAUUAGUGUUAGAUCUUGCAAGCUGCUUCACCCUUAAUUGAGGUAAUGUGAUCGAUAGCAUUGAUGCACAGUGUAUUGUAUGUAGCACUUUUCUUGUUGUAGACAUUGUGAACCACUUCGCUGCAAGCUGCAGUUUGAAGUCCAGAAGAUACCACAACUUAAAGUGGUGAGAUGUUUUGGCAAAAUAACUUAACUUCAGCGGAUAAUCAGUAGUUUGUCUGUGGGCAAAGAAAAAUCAUGUAAAUGUUAUAUACUGAGUUUUACUUCAACCGGUGAAUUCAAAAUUAUAAGUUUUCAAAAUCUGUUUUUAUUUAAGAAUCCCCUCGCAGAGUAUAAACUGACAUAGGCGAGGUAAUGCUUUGCAGACACUUGCGACGGAGUAGUCCCUGCAUCUCCGAGCCCCUAGAACCAAGCUGUGGAUGGGUUUACAUUUUGCCACUUCCUAGGGUGACAGGGCUUCAAUUCACAAUAUCUUGAAUAUCUGUUAGGCUUAACAGAGAUAGUAUUUGGAUAUGUCAGCACUGCAGUACUCUUCAGUUUGAAUUAAUGAAAGUAUUAAAAAAAGAUUAAAAAAAAGCACCAAAAUAGAAUUGUGUCACUUACAACUCCCCAACUUUGAAUAAGCUCAUACAUGAAUAUGCCACAAACCUAAUGGGCCCUGAAACAUUUAGACUUUUCAGUAUGUCUGCUUCUGCCACAGUACAUGUAACCCUCUGUUCUCCCACACCAUAAUACUUUGAUUCAAGCACUGUCUCUCUGACAGCGCGAAAGAGACCAAACCUCCCUCGUAUACUUCAGUCCCAUUCAUACACCUGAACAGAACUCCCCUAUGAGGGGAGGGACCCCAGCAGUCACCCUGAGCUGUGUCUAGUAUUUAUAGCCCACAUGUGGCUAUGGACAGACAGACAGACGGACUGCACCGUCCUCUUGCGCAUGUGGCACUUCCUGGUCAUUCGGUCUAUCCCAGUGGGAUUAGGUCACAAACACACACACAAAUAAGCACAGAUCCAUCCAUGAAAGCACACACAUGCUUGUUAGUGUGCAAUCACACACACACACACACACACACACACACACACAAAGAUAAAGCAGCAGAUAUACACAUAUACAGUAUGAUACACAAACACAAGGCAGCACCCUAAAAUACAAGCGGUAUACUGCUCAUAAAGACAUCUCUGUUGUAGAAUGAAACCAACUCUUAAUUGUGUUUUGGUGGUCUAUGCUGAUAUUGUUAAAACAAUAAUGAGCUGUGUCGGUGUGUCGUUCCUGCCUAGUCAUUGUCUGACAUAGGCUCACCUCGUGCUGUCUCAUUUAUGUCUAUUUCCUCCUCCAGUGUUCCACUCAAACAUUGCUGAAAGCAAUACAGUGACGUUAGCUGGGAACGCUUCCUGUUACCUGUUCAUACAUAUGAGGGACAGACAGACAGACAAUGACCAGAAGUUGACAGUUUAGAAGAGCAGCGACUUUGCUUGCAGGGAGAGCCGUCAGUUUAAUUAAGGGAAUAAUGUUACAUUCAUGGCAAGUCUGAAAUUAUCUUUGCAACUUUUACGUUAUUUACUUAUUUAUUUAUAAGUUGCUCUGUAGUAUCUAGUUUAUUAUCUAGUUGAACUUACUAAAACCUACUACCAAGCCAAUUUAGGUUACUACUGCACAGCAGUUUCUAGGAACCUGUUUCUCUGCAGCUUUUUAAAAUGCUGUUUUUUUAUACACUAGUCAAGCCUUGUUUGUACUGAUAUGAUAACACUAGAGUUACAAUGGAAAUGUUCAAAAAGAGCUAUUGCAAUUCUUAAAUUAUUCAAGUUCACUGGACAUAGCUCCAAAAUGCCAUGAAUGCAGCAGUAUUUCAGCGAGGCAAGGUAGGGCCUGCAAAUACGGCAGCUGGCACCAUCCACAGGUCUUUCUAAUGAACAAGUCUUUCUCGGGAAAAAGAAAUCCACGUUUUAAAUGAUGAAUAAUUUAACAUAGUCAUAGCACACAAAAUCGAAUCAAUGAUUAACAAGAAAUAAGCUCUAAGUUGUAGGGAAUGUUAUUUUUUGCGGUUUCAACAAUUGAUAAAUGUCUUCAAUGAUCUACCAUGGAGAAAUGGAGGGACUCGCAUUUCUACUAAAACAACACUGUGAUGUGACUUUAAUUUACAGAGCACAAGCGUUGUGAUGUGUCACACCAUUUAUAUAAAUCGAAGAAGCUUCUUUAAGGAGAGGGCCCUGUCUGUUCACUGUAUUUCUAUGCAUUAUGCUCUAUAGGCCAAGAUGGUCUCCACUGAAACUAUGAAGGAUUGGUGACAUGUUUGUGGUGUUUUGCCGUACCUGUCAGAUGUGUGAAGUGUUGCUACUGCAUCCAUCCUGCAGAGAGUGCUGCUUAGCUUCUGGAACACUGAUAGUCUGGCUCUGAGACCUAACAAAGGUUGGCUGAGAAACCUCACAUCACCAUUAAAGGAACUACUGUAGAGUAACACGCUGUUCUCAUUUAAACUAGCUUUGAUGGCCACACUAUAUUAUUGUGUCUGGAAUCGUACAGCUAUCAAAACCAUAUGAGUAAUGUUCCUUUUUUCCCUUACAGCUCUAAAGUCCUGUGCACUUUGAACACUCUCUUGAUACACUGAAGCGAUAUUAAAGUUGCUCAUAUUUAAUAUUGUACUGUUGCUCCAAAUCAUCGUCAUGAGAUGCUUAAAAGUAAAGCAUGACGUGUAUCAUAUGUCAAAAAAAAUGAAUGGAUCUUUCAUCAGGAGAAGAAGAACAUAGGUAUGAACGCUCUUUGAUAAGCGAUAGCGGUGGUCUGUGUGUAUAGAAGUAAGAAGAAGUUCUAGUCUUAGUGUGUGUUGGAAGCUAAGUGAAAAGCAUCAUAUGAUGGAAUGAGUUCAAGUUGGGUGACACAAUUGGGACCCUGUACUGUAUCUUGGUCAGCUUCAUGGGUUUUAGUGGUACUUUGGCUUUUUGUGUUGUGCUGUAGGUAUUGAUGGUUCAACAAUGAAAUCUCCAGUCUGCCAUCACGUUGUCCCUCUUAACAUUGAUAUUGUUUCCAUGAGUUUUGGGGAGCUAUAUGCUACAAGAGGACUGGCAUCAAGGCUGCCUCUGCUACAACAUCGUGAGUGUUAUGGUUGAAUUUCAGUCCUCUAGCAUAUGGUAUGUUAAGUAAUGUUAAAAGGCGAUGAUAGCAACUUGCAGCAACUUCAUUUUAAUGAGUUGCCUUUGAACCUAUGAGGUCUCCUUCCUUGUUACAUUGUGUACACAGGAAGUGAGUGAAGCCAGAUAGACAGCAGGUUUUGGGUGUUGGGGAUGAUAACGAUUGUGAUUCUGUUUUAAAAUGUAUGAAUCUUCUGGCCAAAUUAAAGAAAGAAUCAACAUAUAUCCUACCUCCAAAAUCUGUUGGGCAAUAUUUCAUAGUCUAUGCUAAAGCAGCAACACAUGGAUCUAUCCAAUAGAAGCAAAUGUUUGGUCAAGAAACAUCACUUUAGAUAAGGGAGUUUAACACUGAUUGCACUAAUUAAGUUAGGUAUAAAGGUAAUGAUGCAUCUUUGUAGCUUGGAUAAAAAGGAAAAAAACAGAUUCACUCAGAUAUCCAUUCACAAAAAUUUUAUUCUACAGUUGAAAUGCUGGAAUACCACCUCCCACUAUUAUGUCAAACUGUCCCUUUUGUGUACAGAACAUUCAGAUUCAGACCUAUAAUCGCUACAAUAUUGAAUACCUACAACAUUAUGCCGUAUUAAAUAUAGAUUGAUCAAAUGACAAAUUAAUGUACAUAAUUGUAGCAUAACGGCGUAUCAUAUCAAAAUGUGAAAAUAAAUAACUGAAGGGUUCUGAAUACUUUCUGAAUGCACUGUAGUUACAACCACGUUUUUAGUCACACCAGAAGUAACUCAAAUGAAUGAAAAUCAAACAAAAAAGAAACUUACUUACAGGGAUGUUGACAGAUGAGCUUUAACAUCUGUAAAACUGCUUAUGUUAAGAUUCAUAAUGGUAUUAUCAUAAGAUUGAAAGCAUAAUAAAAGGAAAAAUAUACUUUUUCUUUUUGUCAGUUUGCCUUUUUCCCCGCCAAGAAAAGGGCUGCUGAUGUUUCAAGAAUGUUUAAAAGAAAAUGUAUUAAAAGACGCAAAAUUAUGAAGUCAUGUAUGAGGUAUGUCUGUGUUCUGUUUUGAAGCUACUGUAGGUCACAAAUAGAAACGCUAUUUUCUGGAUUCAAAUCAGUAGGAAGGGAGCCUGUGUGUCAAGUAUGACAAUAACCGUCACAAGAAUCACAGGUUUUCAGAAUUGGUUUGAGAACUUCACUAAAACAGAGGUAAACUUGACUUUGAAUGCUCCAGAUGUCACACCUGACACACACUGGACAGCCCUUUUUUCUGCCCCACCUCCACUUAGACUAACAGUAAAGAGACUUAGUCUUUUCGCAUGUGGUAGAAAGUAAUGGUCUGUGUUAGAUAGCUCCUAUGUAGACACCUUGACAUACCUACCAACUGAGUGAAUUAAGGGAUGUUUGGAACCAAAUGAUCAUUAUAAAAUGUUUUGACUACUUUCUUUCUUAAAAGGGGCAGACAUGAUUUUAAACUUGCUCUGUCUUUUAAAAGAUUAAAAAGACAGUGCUUAUCACUAGAAAUCUAACUGUGACCUAAUACAAAACUGUGUUGGUAGAUAUGUUAUCCAACUGUGUCGGCCACCUACAGGGGCUUCACGGCACUGAAAAGUAGCUCUCUCUGUUUGCAACUUCAAGAUAGACCAGUCAUACCAACUUUCCAACUUAGGAGAGGGACAUUCAAUCUUUGUGUUAAACUGCUUUGUAAUGUCUAACUGUUGUAUUUUGUUUACUUUACUUUUACUUUCAAAUCUGCCAUCAAAAAACUGAGAGGAAUCAGCAAAAACAAUCUACUUUUCAGUCCUGUGGAGUGGAUCCACUGUAGCGUGCUGUAUUAUACUGUAGGGCACAACACCAUAACCAGAGCAUGCAUACAUCAACAAACUGCUGGUUGUCAGAGGGAUUUGUCCUAUUAGAUAGAGCUCAUCUCCCCCUGCAAUUCUGAAUAUUUCGUAUGAAAGAGGUGUUCCCUGUGAUUAAUUGUUAACCUGUGAUGUGAAUAUUAAUCAUGAAAUAAAAAGAUAAGCAAAAGA
Platichthys flesus (European flounder) is the source of this 9627-nucleotide messenger RNA. RefSeq names its product microtubule associated protein 4 like (gene map4l). The record is from RefSeq and is a predicted model, not a curated record. Gene Ontology annotation, cellular component: neuron projection. NCBI's taxonomy places the organism in Eukaryota, Metazoa, Chordata, Actinopteri, Pleuronectiformes, Pleuronectidae. The transcript is spliced from 16 exons. Gene Ontology annotation, biological process: neuron projection development; microtubule cytoskeleton organization. Bases 110 to 3349 code for a protein of 1079 amino acids. Gene Ontology annotation, molecular function: microtubule binding.